CAAAACCGAGCCGGCUAGGGUUGCACCCCUGCUCAGCCUCGCCUCGCACGCAGGCUCGCAGCCUCCGGCUCUCCCCCGCGACACGACACCGCCGCCGCCCACCGUCUCUACCAUCGCCGCUUACCGUCUCCGCCGCGCCCCUCCGGCAAAGCUUACCCCGGUUCGUUUCCCCUGCCUUGCCGCGCGCAUCAGCAACCCCCCGCGCGAGGAGGGCUCGUAUCGACAUCUCAGAUGUUUGGGCGAAAUGAUUUGGAAAAAUUCCUUCCAUAGCAUUGCAAGGUCACCACUUGGUAAAUACCAUUAAAAGGUAGCUGCCCCAUAAAAGCUUCUUUGGUCCAAUUGUUGAUUUGAUGCGUACUUUACGUGUUUUUCUUCAUUUGAGGAACAACACCGGACCGGACGGACAGCCGCCGCCACCGCGUUCUCACACGCCGUCGGCCAUGUCGCAGCGGCCGCGGCCGGAGGCGGGUUCUACGGCGGAGGGAGACGAGGAGCAGCGGCUUCGGGCGGCGCUGCGUCACCUGCAGGCGGAGGCGGGGGUGCUCGAGCGCCUGGUGUACAAGCACCGGAACCAGCACCGCGGCGCCGCCUACUUCCAGUACCUCCUCAAGGUGGGGAGGGACCUGAAGCUGCUGCUUGGCGCCGGGCUCGCCGAGGUCCUUAACGCCGUGUUCCCCGUCCUCGCAUGCCGCAAGCCGGCCAACACGGUCCUCGUCCCGACCAAGCAGACUAAGAAGAAACCUGGUGCAAACCACAGCCAUCAUGAGAGGCUUUUGGGUGUUGCCCGCUUGUUAUCCCAGAUGGCUGAACCUGUUAUGAAGGCAGCAACUCAGAUAACAUUUUUACUUGCUAGAUCAUUCUUCAUUGAUCUUUGUACAGCAGUGCUUUCUUUGCUUGCACGAAUAAGGGUCCUGGUCCAACAGAUGUUACUUGAUGUUGUAUCAUUAUAUAAUAAGGUUACAGAUCUUACUGAUAGGAAGCAGGCUGUUAAGAUUAGCAUCGGUGGAGUGCAGGCUUUCAGAGAGUACUACCCCUCUACGAAUGAUGCCUGCACAAUUCUGGAUUGUGUAUGGGUGAAAGAUAAAUUUGUUUUGCAUGAAAAGAUGAAAGGUAGCUGUCAGGAAACCCAAGUUGAGGAUCAGAAGUCCUUUGGUCCUGAAUCUUCAAUCCAGUAUGAGACGCUUGCACUCAUUAGUGAAGAUACACCAAACUUUGAAGAAACAAACCAGACAGCCAAACAGGCAGGUGCUGCUGCGGCUGAUCAACCAGAUAAAAUGAACCAUUGCAGUGAUGCUGGAGGUUCUCAAAGUGGGAGGCAACUGGAAAAUGAAAGUGGUGCUUGUUCAGUUCCUGACACCCUUAGUACUCGUAUGCAUUCAGUUCCACACCUGAACCUCAAGCAUGAGACUAGGAAGAGAGUAGCAUUCGUUGCUGUUGGAAAUCCAAAGGUUCCUGGUGCAGCCUCAGAAACAAAAUCAUCAGAAGUAAACAAGAAGCAAAGACUAGACAUGAUUUCACAGACCUCUGUAGAAUCUGGACUCUAGAGCAAAUUGCUGAUUCUGAGUACGCAGAAAAGUCCAUCCUUUAAUGUGUGUGGAAAUUCCCUCUUCUUCAUCAAGGGGAAGAACAAUGGAUACGAAAAUGAUAAUGCAGCUUCAAGAUACAGCAAAACCUGAAACGAUUUGUACUGUAGAAGGGGUCACUAUUAACUUAGAGUUUCUGAAGCAGGCCGUUUUUAUUGUUUCUUAACCAAAUUUACAAUGAGCUCCAAGAUUAUUUUUGUAGAGUUUGUGUAUUUGGGAGAUAUCCAUGUUUAUGUCAAUGUUCUGUAGCACAAUUUCAUAUAAUUGAAAGUUUUCUCCAAACGAGCA
This is a messenger RNA of Panicum hallii, 1871 nucleotides long. RefSeq lists its product as uncharacterized. The transcript has 11 exons. NCBI's taxonomy places the organism in Eukaryota, Viridiplantae, Streptophyta, Magnoliopsida, Poales, Poaceae. The record is from RefSeq and is a predicted model, not a curated record. The coding region runs from base 351 to 1544 and encodes 397 amino acids.